Triticum aestivum (bread wheat) is the source of this 1982-nucleotide messenger RNA. Its product is annotated as ruvB-like protein 1. Lineage: Eukaryota; Viridiplantae; Streptophyta; Magnoliopsida; Poales; Poaceae. The coding region runs from base 257 to 1726 and encodes 489 amino acids. The record is from RefSeq and is a predicted model, not a curated record. Gene Ontology annotation, molecular function: ATP-dependent activity, acting on DNA; ATP hydrolysis activity; ATP binding. The transcript is spliced from 11 exons.
AAAAAAAAGAACUCUCCCCUGUCUCGGCACCUCUACGCCCGAAAUCGCCGCCGCCGCGCCGCCCGACCCCGCCACCUUCCCGCACCAUAGCGCACCGGCGCGAACCCCCCUCGCUCUCUUCUCUGUAUUCUCCGCCGCCGCCUUGCAUCCUCCUCUCCUCACACACCUCCGCGGCUAACCCUAGCCGCCCCGGGAGAGAGAAAGAAAGAGGCAAAGAGCGCAAAAAUCGGCGGCGGCGGCGGCGGCGGCGGCGACGAUGAGGAUCGACGAGGUACAGUCGACGUCGAAGAAGCAGCGCGUCGCCACCCACACCCACAUCAAGGGCCUCGGCCUCGACGUACAUGCUUUUCCAUCUCUCCUGCUUCUCCACUCCUCCUGCGGGCGGAGAUUUUCCCGAGUUUUAGCUCAGGAGUGGUUCCCCGAAUUUUCCUCUUCGCAGGCCAAUGGGACGGCGAUAGGGAUGUCGGCGGGAUUCGUGGGGCAGGCGGAGGCGAGAGAGGCGUGUGGGCUGGUGGUCGACAUGAUCCGUCAGAAGAAGAUGGCUGGACGGGCGCUGCUCCUUGCCGGCCCACCUGCCACCGGCAAGACCGCGCUCGCUCUUGGCAUCUCCCAGGAGCUGGGCAGCAAGGUCCCUUUCUGUCCUAUGGUAGGAUCAGAAGUGUACUCUUCUGAGGUCAAGAAAACUGAGGUGCUGAUGGAAAAUUUCCGUAGAGCUAUAGGCUUGCGUAUAAAGGAAAACAAAGAAGUCUAUGAAGGAGAGGUUACGGAGCUUUCCCCAGAAGAAUCUGAGAGUUCAAAUGGUGGAUAUGGGAAAAGCAUGAGCCAUGUAGUAAUUGGCCUGAAGACUGUAAAAGGGACUAAACAACUAAAGUUAGAUCCUACAAUUUAUGAUGCUUUAAUCAAGGAAAAGGUGGCAAUGGGUGAUGUUAUAUACAUCGAAGCUAACAGCGGUGCAGUGAAAAGAGUUGGCAGAUGUGAUGCUUUUGCUACAGAAUACGAUCUUGAAGCAGAGGAGUAUGUGCCAAUUCCCAAAGGGGAAGUCCACAAGAAAAAAGAAAUAGUGCAGGACGUUACACUGCAUGACCUUGACGCUGCAAAUGCCCAGCCACAAGGAGGCCAAGAUAUUUUGUCCCUUAUGGGCCAGAUGAUGAAGCCACGGAAGACUGAAAUCACUGAGAAGCUGCGCCAAGAGAUCAAUAAGGUGGUUAAUAGAUAUAUUGACGAAGGUAUUGCAGAGCUUGUACCUGGUGUGCUGUUCAUUGAUGAGGUUCACAUGCUGGACAUUGAGUGCUUCUCUUAUCUUAAUCGUGCUCUCGAGAGCUCAUUAUCGCCAAUUGUAAUACUUGCUACAAACAGAGGAAUAUGUACUGUGAGGGGAACUGACAUGACAAGUCCACAUGGUAUCCCAGUCGACCUUCUAGAUAGGUUGGUUAUUGUACGUACACAGAUAUAUGGCCCUAUCGAGAUGAUCCAGAUAUUAGCUAUUAGAGCACAAGUGGAGGAGAUUGAAAUUGAUGAGGACAGUCUUGCAUUUCUAGGGGAGGUUGGGCAGCAGACAUCUUUGAGACAUGCUAUUCAGCUGCUGUCGCCUGCUAGCGUAGUUGCCAAGGCUAAUGGGAGAGAGAAGAUCUGCAAGGCUGAUCUCGAAGAAGUCCGUGGUCUGUAUUUGGACGCAAAGUCCUCUGCUCGUUUGCUUCAGGACCAGCAAGGAAGCUACAUCACCUAAACUAACUCCUGCACAAGAAUUCCCAGCUGUCGGCUCAGGUGAUUGGACUGUCUUCCCCUAGCAGAUUUGGUAAGCAGCCGCAUAGACUUCAUCAAGUGUACAAUUGGGGCAUUGUUUCUUAGCAGCUGCACUCUGGACUGGACAAUCGAUUCUGGUCUAUGGCUUCUUGCAUUUCUGUUUGCUGAUCAGAUCAUGUAGGAAUUAUCGUGUAUCUUCGUUGCCCUUGCUAAUUGACGGCUAGAUCCUGUUUCCCAAA